AAAUGACAAUGCGCGCUCCCGGCGUGAGAAGGUGUGCUCGUUUCAGGGGCUGCGGUCCCAUUGACUGUUCUACAUCUCCCUGACAGCGGCAGCAUCAGCAGCAGAGCGCGGCUGCGUUAGAAAACAAGGCACCCAGUCAGCGGAUCAACCUGGGCAGCGUCAGAGUAACAUCUCUCCGCUGUGAAGAAAGCUAAGCCUUCCCAGGUGACCGAGUAUCAUUCUCCACCAGAGAUGGGUUCCCGGUAACUGGAAGUGGAGGGGAGAGGCGGGCGGGAGGGGGGUGGGGGGGAGAAGAGAAAAGAGCGAGAGAGAGGCAGAGGAAAGGCGACUAGGAACCGAAGAAGAACUACAGCCGUGGGUGCCCGCCACCAUGAGAGCCUUGCAUCACUUGCCCAAGCCGUUGCUUCGUCCGUGGGCCAUGUCGUGAUACGUGGGCUCCGCCAGCGGGAUUUCUGUCCGUAAUCCGAGCCGCCGAGGAAGGGGGGAGAAGAUGUCCGCCUCGGUGGGCCCUCGGGGCGGCCCGCGCCCACCCGUUGCGCCGGUGUCCAUGCCUGAGCCGGACCUUAGCCAUCUGACUGAGGAAGAGAGGAAGAUAAUCAUGGCCGUGUUAGCUCGACAGAAGGAGGAGGAGGAGAAGGAAGAGGCCAUGUUAAAGGAGGAGAAGCCCAUCCAAGCAAGAACUGUGAACCUGGUAGGCCAAAAGAAGCCUCCUCAGCAAAAUGAUGUCAGAGGUAUCCAGCAGCAGUUGUCCAGCUACAGGGAGACGGUGCGGCGGGUGGGGGAGGAGACGCGUCGGCAGACCACCACGGGCCAGCAUCGGGACGACGCGCCCACCUGUGGCAUCUGCCACAAGACCAAAUUCGCUGAUGGCUGUGGCAACCUCUGCUCCUACUGCCAGAUCAAGUUCUGUGCCCGCUGCGGGGGGAGGGUGUCCCUGCGCUCCAACAAUGAGGAGAAAGUGGUGAUGUGGGUGUGUAAUAACUGCCGUAAGCAGCAGGAGAUCCUCACUAAGCCAGGGGAGUGGUUCUCAGGUACAGGGAAGCCAGGUCUAGGCUCAGGCAUCAGUGACCCGGCCAUGUGUGGCCUGAACCCCAGUGACGAGAAGCUCCGUUCCCUCUCCCAGGUCCCCCUGGGGCCCCACGACGCCAACUGCCCCGGUGACCCAGGACUGGCACCAGGAAUGGACCUCCGCUCACGCAGCGAGCCCCCGAGAAAGCCGGGUGAUCAGAACAGUAAAGGUCGAGGGGAGCGUCGACCGGGUCAUCCCAGACUCCACACCCAGGUGUCAGUGGACCGGGACCAACGGGAGCGGGACCGGAGAGAGGGCCGGCGGCUGAGUAAGGGCCGUUCUCUGGAACACGACCCUGUGGGAGCGGGGGUCACCCGAUGGACAGAAGAGAGCUAUCACAUAGACCCAAACGCCCCCCGACAUUUAGCCCAGCCCCAGCCAGGGGAGCCCCUGGGGGGCAGGCACCCUCUACAGCCCCUGGGGCGAGGCAGGGGGGUUGAGAUUGGGUUUGAGGGUGUUGGGAGUGUUGGGGGCCAGCCCGAGGCUAUGCUGGGCCAGAGGACGGUGGAGGGGGGUAUUGGGGGGCCACAGGACCAUGGCCCUCCACAUCUCCAGUCCUCAGAACUCAGGGAACCCCCUGGGUCAGCCCCCGUCCCCGAACACGGCCCCCUCCUGCGCCGGUCCAAACGGGAAAAGGCUGAGAGCAUGCUGCGAAAUGAUUCGCUCAGCUCGGACCAGUCAGAGUCUCUGCGGCCGCCACCGCCACGGCCCUACAAGUCAAAACGUGGUGCUGGGAAGAGACAGACAUCAGUCAGCAGCUCAGAGGAAGAGGGAGGGACCACGCCAGAGUACAGCAGUUGUGAGGACGCAGAGAUCGAGAGUGCCAGUGAGAGAGGGGACUGGGAGUGCUACCCGCUGGACCCCACUGUGUGGCAUCAUCCGGUGACAUGGCAGCCAUCCAAAGAGGGUGACCAUCUAAUCGGCCGAAUCACCCUGAGCAAGAGGAGCGUUAUGCCUAAAGAGGCCGGGGCACUGCUGGGGCUGAAGGUGGUUGGGGGAAGGGUCACAGAAGCGGGCAGACUGGGAGCUUUCAUCACUGUAGUCAAGAAGGGCAGUCUGGCCGACGUCGUGGGACACCUACGAGCAGGGGAUGAGGUUCUGCAGUGGAACGGCAAGAUGUUGCCAGGAGCAACCCAGAAAGAAGUUUACAAUAUCAUUCUCAAUUCCCAAACAGAACCCCAAGUGGAACUAGUGGUGUCCCGGCCCAUUGGUGAUAUCCCAAGAAUCCCAGACACAUCCCACCCUCCACUAGAAUCUACAGGUUCCAGUUCAUUCGAGUCCCAGAAGAUGGAGCAGCCAUCUAUAUCAGUCAUGUCCCCCACCAGCCCCAGUGCACUAAGAGACCCACAGCUAAUGCCUGGACAGCUCACAAUAUUGCCCGGACAACUUUCAGUGAAGCUGUGGUAUGAUAAGGUGGGACACCAGCUAAUAGUGAAUGUGGUCCAGGCAACAGAGCUGCCUCCCCGACCGGAUGGGCGACCUAGAAACCCCUAUGUCAAAAUGUACUUCCUGCCGGACCGCAGUGACAAGAGCAAGAGGAGGACUAAGACAGUGAAGAAGAGCGGAGAGCCCAUGUGGAACCAGACGUUUGUGUACUCCCACGUCCACCGCAGAGACUUCCGCCAACACAUGCUAGAGCUGACCGUGUGGGACCAGCCUCGCCUACCUGACGAGGAUAGCAUGUUUAUGGGCGAGAUCCUGAUAGAGCUCGAGACAGCCCCAUUGGAUGAUAAGCCUCAUUGGUACAAUCUGCAAACCCACGACGUGUCUUCCAUCCCUCUGCCCCGGCCAUCGCCCUACAUGCCCCGCAGACACCCCCACACCGACACACCCAGCAAGAAGCUGCAGCCAGCCGAAAGAGGCUCGCGGGAGAGGGAGAGGCAGCAGAGGGUUCCCCACGCCACCACUCUGGAGGUGCCGGAGCAGCAGAGGACACCCCAGCAUCGCUCUCGAUCUGUCUCCCCUCACAGAGAGGAACAGGGCAGGGGCCGAUCACGACCCACCAACGUCCCCACCCAGAGGAGUUUGGAUGAUGAGAUCCACCAUAGUAGGAGGUCUAGUUCUCCCACCCGCUACUACGACUCUGCCAGAGGACACUACCAGGAGCAGGACUAUGUAGAUGACAGGCAAACUCGGACCCAGGACUCAUCAACCUGUCACACUCUAGGAAAGAAGCUCCCUGGCAGAGACAGGGGCCCCCUCCAAGGUGGUGCGUCUCUGUCCUCCUCAGUGACGUCCUCGUCAGCAGCUCGCAGGGUCAGACACCUCCCACAGGUCCCCGACAAGAGUAGCAGCCCCGUAGAACAAGCUCUAGCAGCAGAGGAACGUGUUCGUCAGCUCCAGAUGAAGGUGCAGAAGAGGGAUUCCUACAGUUCUGCUGCUCCCUCCACUUCCGUCAGGGACCUGGAGAGGGCGCUUAAGAGCAAACGCGAGCUGUAUAAGGACCAGAGGAGAACCAGCUGUGAGAAUGUAUCCCGCAAGUCUUCAGACAGUGAUGUCAGCGACGUGUCAGCCAUCUCUCGCACCAGCAGUGCCUCCCGCAUCAGUAGUACCAGCUACAUGUCCAUCCAGUCAGAGAGACCCCGGGGACGCUUCAACAAGGCGGUCCGUGCGUCAGGCCAGAGCAUGUUGAAGAGCACCAGCGUGAGCGGUGAGAUCUAUGGCAUUGAGCACACAGACGGCAGCCAAUCAGAUACAGCAUUGGGCGGGGGCAAGAAGCGGCGCUCCAGCCUCAGCCAACGGGUGGUGGCCAUCGUGGGCCUGCCCUCCAGACGCAGCUGCAGCACCUCACAGCUCACCUCCCAGAAAGAAGCAGUGGGGGUGGAUACCAAGAAGAAGGGCAAGAAAAAGACCAAAAUCCAGAUCCAGCGGAGUACAGAGGUGGGUAUGGCUGUAGAGUACCCCCGCCAGGCCAGCAGAGACUCCACCGACGGCAGCAUGAACAGCUACAGCUCUGAGGGGAAUCUAAUCUUCUCGGGGAUGAGGCUGGGGGCUGACAGUCAGUUUAGUGAUUUCCUGGAUGGCCUUGGCCCCGCCCAACUGGUGGGCCGGCAAACAUUAGCCACUCCUGCCAUGGGAGAUGUUCAAAUUGGAAUGAUGGAUAAAAAAGGCCAGCUGGAGGUAGAGGUGAUCAGGGCACGUGGCCUUAACCCCAAACCAGGGUCCAGAUCACUCCCAGCUCCCUAUGUCAAGGUGUACCUGCUGGAUAACGGGGCCUGUAAAGCCAAAAAGAAAACCAAGAUUGCACGUAAAACCCUGGAGCCACUGUACCAGCAGGCCCUGCUGUUUGAAGAGAGCCCACAGGGGAAGAUCCUGCAGGUAAUAGUCUGGGGCGACUACGGGCGACUGGACCACAAAUGCUUCAUGGGAGUUGCACAGAUCCUAUUGGAGGAGCUGGACCUCUCUAGCACAGUGAUUGGCUGGUACAAACUGUUUCCCCCUUCCUCAUUGGUGGACCCUACAUUAGCCUCGCUCACACGGCGGGCAUCCCAGACAUCCCUGGACAGCUCAGGACCAGCUAAUAUGCGCUCUUAGUGACCGCAACGCAACCACAACCCCAAAUGGACCACAAAUGACCAGAGUGCAUGACCACAUACCUAGGGCCAAUUUCCCUUAGGGCAAUAGAGCAAAUCAGACAGAGAGAAAAAUAGAUAAAUAGAGAGAGAGAGAAAGGAAGGAAAGGAGAUAGAGAACUAGCCAAUCAGAGCUUACCUGGAUUCUGACAAUCACUUCCCAUGCCUCCCUCCCUUCCCUUUUCCCACCUUUCUCUGGGCUGCUGGGGCCUUACUCCUGAGUCUCACCUCUUGUAUUCGUCCUCCUCUCUGACAUCUCCUUUCUUUGUCUCCUCUUUGUCCAUUCCUCUUCUCCCGCCGUUGAGUGUGUUAUGGCACGUGCUCCUGAGAUAGAAGGGACUCAUGCAGCCCAUUCUGUUAGGUGGCACAAGGGAUGUCAGCCCAGGCUUGGUGAAGCCAAUCAGUGAAGAGGUUAUUGUGAGGCCAUAAAGAGCGUGCAGGAGACAAAGAGAAAAGAUUGAUGAUGCCCAGCCGACAGUUGCCCAUCAAAAUGUGUUUCAGCAUUGAUGCCGUCAUGGCGUCACUACAGGUGUCUGUGAGGGUUGGCAUGGUUGCACAAUCUGUUAGGGAAGGGAGUCUGCACAGGUGUAAAAAAAAUAUUGUCCGAAGAUCAAAGCAAGCACAAAAGCUUGAUUAUUUUUUUGGACAAGGAUUUAUUAUGAAAGAGAAAGAAAAACAGAGGCCAAAUUAUGGUUAGAUAUAUUUUAUUCUAUUUGCCUAGAGUUCAGAAAGGUACCAUGUGGUGCAGACUCCCUGUGUGUGUAUUUGGUUUCGAGUGACGGUGGUCUGCAGACCUGCAGAGGUCUUGUCACACCCCCCUCUCGUCCCACCCCCGCGAGCGAGGCAGGCGCAGCAUGACUCGGGACCCCGGCCCAAGCUGCAUGCACAUUUUUUUUUGUAAAACAAAAGCCAGACAAAUUACUUAAAAAAAAAAGAGACUAAAUGUGUGUUAGUUCCACAUACUUUAGGCCAGCUUGUAUGUUGCAUGUACAUGUACAGUUUGCUCGUACUGAAUAUGAAUACAAACAGAAUAGCCAUCCGCCAUCCAAUGGCGGACACUGGGGGAAUAAGCUCCGCCCAGGCCACACCUCCAACUCUGGGUACGAAUUUCCAUAUUAGGAAGUCUCCAAAAGCAUUUUUUUUUUCUUGUGUUCCUUUUGAGCCCUUUGGAGAGCAGUGCUGUAUCAUAGUACUGAGCAAACUGGAACCCCCUAGUUAUCUGAGGAUCUAGGUGCUUUAACAGUAGUCUAUGACAGUGGGGCUAGAAACAGAGGUAGAGAAUGUGUGUAUAAAAAAACAGAGCUUAAUGUAUAUGAAGUAAAAUUAUGACUUGACAGAAAUUAUAAAGAUAUAGAUAUAUGAUUAUCAAAUGAGUGUAUCUGACUACACGCAUUACCUAUGCGCACACACACGUUGUAAAUAUGAGUCAGGGGGAGAAGUUUGACAAUAUUUACACACACACACACACACACACACACAAACCGAUCCAAACAUUCCUGGUCCUAUGGAAACAGAUCAGAGCCCCAUGCCCUGUGUUGCGAGAGACGCUGAGCGGUGCCCAACCACAAGAGGGAGCCAACAGGCCUUUCAGUUUCUCGAAAUAGCAGCCAACACCAACAUGACUAUUUGCAACACACUCCAUCUUGUUUCUUUAACCGCAACACUUUAAUCCCCCUAUUUUCUCAUGGUUUGGACUGAACUUUAAAGCCAAUGAAACUGUUGUUUGCUGACCUCUCAGUUGAACCUCUUGCGGUGCGGCCCACUGCCCUUUCCUUUGUCAGUAUUACUCCAUGAUACUGAUUGUUUACAGUCCAUGGGUACCCCCUCAACACACCAUAUCUAGGGAAGAAGUAUUCACUGCUACAUUUCUUGUUUGUAUAACAGAUGUGGCUCUACUGAUGUGUAUGUUUUAUAUUCAAGAGUUCAUUUUUAUUAUUUACAAAUAAAAGACUGUGUGGAAGAAAAGGGUGAGAGAA
Messenger RNA from Oncorhynchus kisutch (coho salmon), 6617 nucleotides. RefSeq names its product regulating synaptic membrane exocytosis protein 1. Lineage: Eukaryota; Metazoa; Chordata; Actinopteri; Salmoniformes; Salmonidae. Gene Ontology annotation, cellular component: cytoskeleton of presynaptic active zone; presynaptic membrane. Gene Ontology annotation, molecular function: transmembrane transporter binding; small GTPase binding. The transcript is spliced from 28 exons. The record is from RefSeq and is a predicted model, not a curated record. Gene Ontology annotation, biological process: regulation of synaptic vesicle exocytosis; positive regulation of synaptic transmission; regulation of membrane potential. Bases 491 to 4603 code for a protein of 1370 amino acids.